This is a messenger RNA of Dujonia railenensis, 738 nucleotides long. The record is from the annotation of a GenBank genome assembly. Lineage: Eukaryota; Fungi; Ascomycota; Pichiomycetes; Serinales; Debaryomycetaceae.
AUGCCUACCAAAGCUAAGAAGUCUGUCUCCUUUCAAGCCUCUACUACAGAUGAGCUUAAGGAAGAGACAAAUGCAGAAAGUCAAGUUGAAAUCCCCUUCAAUCUGUCAGCAUUGUUAGUCCCUUUCCACUUGCCAGUAAUAUUGGGGUUCAUAUUCAAUGGACUCUUGGAAAAUCCAAGGACUCUUUUAAUCCAAGGAAUUCCGACAUUGGUGGCCGCUCAAUUUGGAUACGGAAUAUUGAUAACGAAGAGGUUCAAGAGUAGUAAUACAAACUCGAAGAAGAAGAGUAAAUCUAGUAAUAAUAAUAACAAGAAUAACAAUAAUACUCCAAUCCUACUUGUUGGUUCAAUUCUUAUUUCAAUAUUACUAUCAAUACCAUUGUUUAUAGUUAUAAUUUUGUUUGGCGCGCCAUUGUACGGAUUAUUGACGGAAACGUUUCUUUUAUCUGUGCACUUAUCAUUGAUACUAUUCUAUCCUAUUUUGGUUAGUUACAAGUUAGAUUUUGCACAAUUCUUGCAGUCUUUUACCCCAGGUAGCGGGGAUCAAAUUUACCAGCAAUUGUACAAGAAUCAGUUGAUUUUCGCAUCGAUAGGAGGGGUUGUGGGAGCAUGGUUUGGAGUGUUACCAAUACCAUUGGAUUGGGAUAGAGACUGGCAACAAUGGCCAAUUACAAUACUAGUCGGGGGUUAUAUAGGCUCUUUGUUAGGAAGUAUUCUUAGUUUACCCUUUUCAGAGUAA